Messenger RNA from Dermatophagoides pteronyssinus (European house dust mite), 992 nucleotides. RefSeq names its product activating signal cointegrator 1 complex subunit 1-like. Gene Ontology annotation, biological process: DNA alkylation repair; regulation of DNA-templated transcription. Gene Ontology annotation, cellular component: nucleus. The record is from RefSeq and is a predicted model, not a curated record. NCBI's taxonomy places the organism in Eukaryota, Metazoa, Arthropoda, Arachnida, Sarcoptiformes, Pyroglyphidae.
UGAAUCGAAUCUGCAGACAUUCACUGAUGAUUCAUUUGUAGUCAAAAACAUUAGCAAAGAAUUUUAUGAUCGUUACGGGAGAUCAAAUAGAGCUCGAAAACGAUUUUAUUCAUUAAUCAGACCGAUAAAAGUUGAUGUAUCAUUCGACGUGAAUGAAUCGGAAAACGAAUAUCUGCUUAAAAUUAGUGGCCCAAAAUCGGAAAUUGAUAAAGCAACAAUGUUAGUGAAACAAGCUUCACAACAGCUUAGAAAUCGUUUCACUCAUCUGAUAACGAUUCCAUUUUUGCAUGAUGAUUUUAUAAAAGCAUAUCUGGAUUUUAAGGAAAAAAUAUUGAAUGAAAAUUCCGAUAUUGAUGAAUGUUUAUUUCAAAAUCCUAAAAAAUUACAUAUGACAAUUUCAUGUCUUUCAUUAGAAGAUGAUAAACGAUUAACCGAUGCUCGCGAAAUAUUUAAAAAACAAUGUUCGGAUUACAUUGAAAAAUUUAAUAAUGUUAAUAAUUUUGAACGUCGAUUACAAAUCAAAGCAAUCGAUAUUAUGAAUGAUAAUCCUCGACGAACAAAUGUAUUGUAUGCUAAAAUUGAAAAUGAUAAUUUACAAAAUUUAGCCAAUCAUAUUGCUAAUGUUAUGGCUACGAAUGAAUUUCUAUACAGUGGUGAUAAAUUUGCCAAUGAAUCAGAUCAACAACAACAACAAGUUAAAUUACAUUUAACAUUGAUGAAUUCAUCAUAUUUACGUAGAGGUUUUAAUAAAAAACGUAGAAAACCAAUGAUGAGAUAUUUUGAUUCGACUGAAAUAUUAAACAAUUAUGGUGAUUAUUUUUUCAGCGAAAUUGAUUGGCCACCAAUUCAAUUGAAUGAAUUACAUCGAACCAAUCAAUUUGGUUAUUAUAAUGUUUUAGAAUCGAUACAGAUUUGAUAUUGAUAAAUAAAUAUUUGAAAAAAAUAAAUAUUUUGAAAAAAAAUCAAAAGAUGUCGCUUUUUUCAAAGAAAUU